UGGGGCGGGCUGAGCGGCGGUGACUUUCCGGAGCUGCUGUCAGACAUGUCAAAUUUACGAUAAAACUGUAUUAUAGAUUCACAGCGAAGAGAGCAACGAAUAACCCAAAGAUUGGUUUUUGUAAAACCCGAAAACGGAAGAUGAGCGUGGAGCAUUUGGAGUGCUAUCUGCAGUGAAGAUAGGAGACGUGACAGAAGAUGAAGCACUGCUAUGCUAAAAUGGCGACGUCCAGUCAAAGAGAAGGUGGAAGAGAAUCCGCGCUACCAACUCCCAGCCUAUCAUCAACGGAGAAAAAGCCCCAAACGGCAGAUAACGACAUCCUGAAACUGACUGAUCGUCAAGAAGAACGUUCCACUCAGCUGCAGGGGGUGAGCUCCACUUUGAAGCAGGAGGAUCCACAGCCCCGCCACGUUAAAGAGGAAGAGGAGGAUCCACAGCCUCUCCAUGUUAAAGAGGAAGAGGUGCAAGCUGAUGGAGACCACUGUGGAGGAUCACAAGCAGACAGCCUCCUAGCUCCGCUAUCAGAUAGUGACCUCACAACAUCACACUCUCCUGAGGAUGAAGACAGCGACUCCAACCAAGAGUCUCUGAGCAGCGAUACAGACGCUGAAGGUGAUAUGAGGAUGCACAUUGACAACAAACACUCUCAAUGCUCGAAAAAGAAGGAGGGUAAAAAAUGUUUCACCUGCUCAAUUUGUGCUAAAUCAUUUUCCUUCAAGUGCCGUUUGACUCGACACAUGCAAACCCACACUGGAGAAAAACCUUUCAGUUGCUCUGUUUGUGCGAAAGGCUUUAUUUCAAAGAGAGAUUUGAUUCGACACAUGCUGACACACACAGGAGAAAAACUAUUUGGUUGCUCAGUUUGUGCUAAAAGCUUUUCUCGUAAGGACCUUUUGACUCAACACAUGCUGACGCACACAGGAGAAAAAGUUUUUGGUUGCUCAGUUUGUACUAAAAGCUUUUCUCGUAAGGACCUUAUGACUCUACACAUGCGAACACACACAGGAGAAAAACCUUUUGGCUGCUCAGUUUGUGCAAAAAGCUUUUCUCAGAAGGGCACUUUGACUCAACACAUGCUUACACACACGGGAGAAAAACCUUUUGGUUGCCCUGUUUGUGCAAAAAGCUUUUCUCUGAAGGGCACGCUGGCUCAACACAUGCUGACACACACAGAAGAAAAAACGUUCAGUUGCUCAGUUUGUGCGAAAUGUUUCGUUUCCAAGAGAAAUUUGACUCAACACAUGCGGAAACACACAGGAGAAAAACCUUUUGGUUGCUCAGUUUGUGGUAAACAAUUCUCUCAAAAGUGCUAUGUGAUAUCACACAUGAGAAGGCACUAGGGUUGGGCGAUAUGGACCAAAACUCAUUUCCCGAUAUACUGUAUUUAGGUUGAAGGUCGAUACACGAUAUAUAUCCCGAGAUAUUUUAAGCUAAAUUAGUGGAGACAAAAUCAAAGCCAAAUAUGUGUGUCAAGUUGUUUUAUUAAAAUAAAUACUUAACAUGAGGAUGUGUUUUGAAGUUUUAAAGCUUCAUACAAGAUGCACAUAAAAAACUCUUAUCUAACAAUAGCCUCUUAAAUAAAGUAGGCCGGUCUUUUUGUGAAAUAAAUACAGAAAAAGUCAAACAUAAUCUUUUUUAUAACAAACCUUCAGCUAUGUUCAAUUCCUUAGCUUACCUCCUGCAUGCAGGGAUGAGGGAGAUACAGCGCAAAUCCAGUCUAUUGAUACAAACGAUAUGGGUGGUUUUGAUAUCAUGCUUAAAGUAAAUAUUGUUAUGUUUUUUUGCUCAGUUUGUGGUGAAAGAUUUUCUGGCAAAUGCAGUUUGACAGACCACACGUGUUUUUGUAAACCUUUAUUUGUAAUGUUAGUCACAAUUAUAUUUUGUGAUAUUAUUUGAAGAAAUAAUGUCCGUGCAGCGUCACUUCCUGUUGCACAGAAAGGACGCUCAUGGCAGGAGCUCCGUUUUCUACUGCCGGAGUUUUAAAUACUUAAGAAUACAUUAUUCCUGACCACAGCCUGUGAUCACAACUCGAGAAGAGUGUGCUGACGUCUGACAGAAUUAAAUAAGCUUUGCUUCUUCCUACUCCUUUUGGACACGCGGAACUGUGAAAAAUUGUGGAAUUAUGUGAUGUAUUCCGUUGUAAAUUGUAUGCGUGUUCAAAUCAAGUCAAAGCAUUACGAUUGCCAAGAAAAUGAUAUCUGAGUGAUGGACAGUUUACAUUACCAUUGUCUACUUCUUGUACAUUGUGUUUGUUUGUUAUACAUUGAGGCUCAUUUUGGUGGCUGUAUUAAAAAUGUUAAAAAUAUUUUUCAAAGGAACACAUAGAUAAAAUCUUCUUUCUAUAUGUGAUUGAUGGCGAUUAAUUUCAAGUGAAUUAUGACAAAAUGUGAUUAAUCACGAUUAAAUAUUUCAAUACAUAAACAGCCCUAAUAUUAAUGGUAUAUUUUUAUUAUUAGUUACUAGUAUCAACACUUGAGCUUCUUUUCUUUGCAUUUUGUUCUAUUUUUUUUCCAUUUAUGUUGGGUUUUAUACCUACAAUGUCCCGUAAGACAAUUUAAAAAAAAUAUCCGCAAAUGGCCCCCAGGCCACACAUUAGACACCCCUGGGCUUGACAGCCCAAAACAAUAUGAAUCAAACACAAACGGCUAGUGAUUUCAUCUGCAACAUAUCAAAAAAGUGGCAAAAAUGUCCAGCACUGUUUUCCAAAGUCAAAGCUGAUGUAUGAGAAUUUCUUGCUUUGCCUAAAACCCAAAGAUAACAGGUCUGCUUUCAUCAUUGACUAAGGAAUUGAAAAAAAAUACAUUUGACAGGCCGAAAUCAGGAAAUUCACAUUUAAAAAAAAAAAAAAAAAAACCUAAAUAGUUGUUGCUUCAUUGGAUAGUCAAUUAGUCAUCAAUUCAUCGAUUAAUUGUUGCUUAUUGAAUGAUCAACAUCUGUUUACUGAGUCUGGGAAAAGUUUGGAAUAUUGAAAUGUCAAAUCUGUAGGGACCCUGCACACUGGAGCAAUGUCAGCAUUCGGCUUGAACCACCCAUGGUACUACAUCUAAUAAACCACAUGGUUUUUGGCACGCACACGUCCAUGAAGUAGGUCUGUCACAAUUACCAAUAAAUCAGCUAACUGCACAAUAAAUGAAAACAAACACCAGAAUUUUGCCCGCCUCGAUAUACUGACGUGUAUGUGUGUUUGUUUUCCUCUUCGCUGUCUACCAAACAGGCUGGAUGAAAAGAGGAUUCACUCUGUGCAUGUGUCUCAACACGUGGACAUGUUGGUACUAUAGCAGAAUGCACAAAGUGAGUGAACCCCCUGUCAGUCAUUCAUUCUCUUUGUCCCAGCGGGUAGGGGCAGGGCUAGAGAGUGUGCAGCCAUGUGCUACACGAUGAAAUACUUUCUUGGUACGUGUUGUGUAUAAAACACCGUUAUUUCUUAGCAAAGACAGGGUCUGAGUAAUUCUUUUUUUUUUUAACAACCGCAUAUAAUUUAACCAAGGUCUCAGUCUUGUUACUUUCCACUGUGUUCCUGCAUUACCUGUAGUUUAAUUUAACAACAUAUAACACAUGGCGCUAGGUUAAUACUGUUUUAUUAACUUGUGAGCUGAGUAGAUGAACACUUAUUGGAAGUAGAUUAUAGGAAACGCAUAAGAAAAAGUACAUUCACAUUAGCAAAUAACUGAUAUACCCACAGAAACGGGUGUUCUGUACGUGCCUGUUAUGUUUUAUUCAGAAAAGUUGCUGACGGAAGACCACGUCAGCAGGAAAUGCGGCUCUCAGCUGUUGCUGCCACACACACACACACACACACACUGUGGAAUGUGCAAGAUAAGAUAAACUUGGCGCCACAUCAAAACGUCAGCCAUCCGGGGAAACCUCUCCAAAAGGUGGAAAAGCCCAUCGCUGGGGGCAGACUUCUUCUCAUCGGAAGGCCGCAGGAGGACAUUAGCAGAGACAUUUAGCCUGGAUAUCCGGAACUUGUGAUUCUAUUCUGUCUGACAUACCUAAAAUACCUUUUUGUUAACCUUCUACUGGUGUGUAAGUCUUAUUCCUUCUCAUAAUUGGAGAUGAACGCACACGUAAGGGGAGGUGAAAUUUACUUAUUUACUUAUUAAGACGAGACAGAAUAGUUUCGCACUGGGUUGACGUCCCUUAAGAGUCAUGAGAGUUGCGAACUCUGUGGUGAAAUGCCACUCAAUUGGGUUCGAGUCCCCUAAAGUACCAAUCGUAGGUUGCAGACCUUGUGGAAUUCCACCUAUACCUUGACCAAAAUUUUUGGAAACGAGAGGCCCAACGUACGGAAUGGAGAUGUGACUCCGCUGCAAUCUACUAACAGAAGCAAUUCCCAGCGCACGGUGAGAGUUUAAUUUUCUGUCUCAAUUUUGUGUGAGUGUGGGCUAAAUGAGUGGGGACUUGACAGGUUUUAUCCUCCAACAAAAAUUAGCUUGGGAAAAAAAGUAGCAACAAAAAGUUUAAUUAGGAAAAUGGAAGUGAAGGCAAUAGUUUUUAAGUCUCUGUUGUCUGAGGAUUAUAGUGAUCACAGUUAAGUUGGUGCGU
Molecule: messenger RNA, 4545 nt
Organism: Dunckerocampus dactyliophorus (ringed pipefish)
Lineage: Eukaryota; Metazoa; Chordata; Actinopteri; Syngnathiformes; Syngnathidae
Product: gastrula zinc finger protein XlCGF8.2DB-like
Exons: 2
Coding region: 198-1340 (380 amino acids)
Biological process (GO): regulation of transcription by RNA polymerase II
Cellular component (GO): nucleus
Molecular function (GO): RNA polymerase II cis-regulatory region sequence-specific DNA binding; DNA-binding transcription factor activity, RNA polymerase II-specific
Source: RefSeq, a predicted model, not a curated record